Messenger RNA from Scomber japonicus (chub mackerel), 7551 nucleotides. It is a transcript of the gene apc2, whose product is annotated as APC regulator of WNT signaling pathway 2. Gene Ontology annotation, biological process: nervous system development; pattern specification process; cell migration. NCBI's taxonomy places the organism in Eukaryota, Metazoa, Chordata, Actinopteri, Scombriformes, Scombridae. The coding region runs from base 1 to 7551 and encodes 2516 amino acids. The transcript is spliced from 13 exons. Gene Ontology annotation, molecular function: beta-catenin binding; microtubule binding; gamma-catenin binding. The record is from RefSeq and is a predicted model, not a curated record. Gene Ontology annotation, cellular component: beta-catenin destruction complex; catenin complex; cytoplasmic microtubule.
AUGGCCAACGCUGUGGCUUCCUACGACCAGCUGGCCCACCAGGUGGAGGCGCUCCGCAAGGAGAACUCGCACCUGAGGAGGGAACUGGAGGACAACUCCAACCACCUGUCCAAGCUGGAGACGGAGACCACCGGCAUGAAGGAGGUGCUGAAGCAGCUGCAGAGUAAACUGGAGCAGGAGGCGGGAACGCUGGCGUCAUCCGGCCGGAGCGACGUGCUGCACCAGCUCAAAGAGCUGCACAUGGACCUGACGAACUACUACGAGCUGAAGCAUCAGCCUCACAACCUCCGCCUCCUCCCGGACGGGUUGGGGGGGGCGGAGCUGGACGACCGCCUGGCUCUGCCUCCGUCCUCCUGCUCCUCCUCGUUGUCCUCGGUUACGGCGGCGGUGAGUCGGGCCAGGAGUCCGCUCAGAGCCGCGUCCCGGCAGAGCACCUCGUCCGGAGGGGAAGCCGCCGCCAUCAUGCUGCCGCAUCACUUCCUGGACGGAGCUCCGCCCAAAACGGCCGUCAUCAGCGGAGCAGACGGACGGCUGAGCGACCAUCACCUGGAGGAGCUCUACAAGGAGAGGAACCUGCUGCUGGGAGAGAUCGACCGUGAGGAGAGAGAGAGAUGCUGGUACUUCAGUCAGCUGGACGGACUCUCACAGAGACUGGCUCAGCUGCCACGCAUAGACACGUUUUCUCUGCAGAUGGAUCUGAUCCGUCAGCAGCUGGAGUUCGAGGCCCAGCAGGUGCGCUCGGUGAUGGAGGAACGUUUCGGGACGAGCGACGAGGUCGUUCAGCGGACGCAGAUGCGUGUUGCUCGUCUGGAGCAGCUGGAGAAGGAGCUGCAGGAGUCCCGAGGGAGUCAAGAGAGCCAGCUACAGCUGUCCGGAGCAGAGAAGCCCCCUGCUGGAGAACCGGAGAACAACACGUCAUCAGCUGGAGCUGCAGGAAGCGAAGCUGCUGCAGACGGAGGAAGCAAGGUGGAGAUGGUGUUCUGGCUGCUGUCCAUGCUGGCUAACAGAGACAAGGAGGAAAUGUCCCGGACUCUGCUGGCGUUGUCCAGCUCUCAGGACAGCUGCAUCGCUAUGAGGAAGUCCGGCUGCGUCCCCCUGCUGGUCCAGAUCCUGCACGAAGCUCCCGGCGGGUCUGGAGAGGCGGCGGCUGCAGGCGGCUCGACGACCUGCUGCAGCCGCGAAGCCAAGUCCAGAGCGAGCGCCGCGCUGCACAACAUUAUCUACUCCCAGCAGGACGAAGGCCAGGCCCGCCGGGAGAUGAGGGUUCUGCACAUGCUGGAGCAGAUCCGCACCUACUGCGACAGCGGCUGGGACUGGAUCGAGAGCCAUACCGAGACUCCGUCACCCGGAGGAACCAAAACCACCGACAUUCCUGAACCUGUCGACCCUCAGAUCUGUCAGGCCAUGUGUGCCAUCAUGAAGCUUUCCUUUGAAGAGGAGUACCGCCGUGCCAUGAACGAAUUAGGCGGUUUGCAGGUGGUGGCGGAUCUGAUCCACCUGGACCAGGAAAUGUACGGCAUGCAGAACGACCCCAUCAACAUGGCGCUGCGCCGCUACGCAGGGAUGGCUGUGACUAACCUCACCUUCGGAGACGUCGUCAACAAGGCCACUCUGUGCUCCAAGAAGAGCUGCCUGCAGGCUCUGGUGGCCCAGCUGGGCUCAGACAGCGAGGAGCUGCACCAGGUGGUUUCCAGCAUCCUGAGGAAUCUGUCCUGGAGGGCCGACAACAGCAGCAAGAGAGUCCUCAGAGACAUCGGCUGUGUGUCUGCACUGAUGACCUGCGCCCUGCAGGCCACAAAGGAAUCCACCUUAAAAAGUCUUCUGAGUGCUCUGUGGAACCUGUCAGCUCACAGUAUUGACAACAAGGUGGCAAUCUGCUCAGUGGACGGCGCUCUGGGCUUCCUGGUCAGCACGCUGACGUACCGCUGUCAGACCAACUCACUCGCCAUCAUUGAGAGCGGAGGAGGAAUCCUCCGAAAUGUGUCGAGUCUAGUCGCCACAAGAGAAGACUACAGGCAAAUCCUCAGGGACCACAACUGCCUCCAGACCCUGCUGCAGCACCUGCGCUCCCACAGUCUGACCAUAGUGAGCAACGCCUGCGGGACUCUCUGGAACCUUUCUGCCCGAAGCCCAAAAGACCAGGAGCUGCUGUGGGACCUCGGGGCAGUUAGCAUGCUGCGUAACCUCAUCCACUCCAAGCACAAGAUGAUAGCCAUGGGCAGUGCCGCAGCUUUAAGAAACCUUCUCACCAAUCGACCCCUGAAAUAUAAAGAUGCUGCAGUUGUAUCCCCAGGCUCCUGCAUGCCCUCGCUCUACAUGAGGAAACAGAAGGCUCUGGAGGCUGAGCUGGAUGCCAAGCACCUAGCUGAGACUUUUGAUACCCUUGAGAAACAGAGUCCCAAACAUCUGGGCCUUAACAAGCCGCUACGACACAUUGAGAGCCUGGCGAAGGAUUAUGCAUCUGAUUCUGGCUGCUUUGAUGACGAUGAGGCCCCAAAUGUCUCCACUAGUCUGGAUACUGGAAGUUUCUCUAUGCUGUCCAUGUUCCUCACCAACUCUAAUUUCUUGCAAAACCAGCCACGUAAGAGAGACAGCGAGCCUGAGAGGGAUGUAGACCUGCCUCAGGCCAUGGAGAGGAGACAUGCACCUCCUGACGAUGUAUCUGCUGCCGCCGAGAAACUAGCAAAAAAGAUCACCAACACAGUUGCCAAGAUUGACAGAUUAGUGGAGGACAUCACCAUGCAUACUUCCUCUGAGGACAGCUUGAGCCUCAGCUCUGAAGACCACCUGGCGGACUGGCCUUACGGUCUGGAUGAACUUAAUGAAGCCCGAGCUAAAUCAUGCUCACCCUGCCGUCUGUCUGAAACAAGUAGUUUAGCCCACAGAGAACGCCUCAAUAGAGCCCACGCCCUGUUGCGCCUUAAAACUGCUCAUACGAGCGUAUCCACAGACAGCCUCAACAGUGGCAGCACCAGUGAUGGCUACUGUGGCAGCAAAGAGCAGGUCCGACCUCCCCCAAGAGCUCUAAUCAUGCAACAACGACCUAACCAGCUUGAUCUCAAGGUGGCUCAUCAAGAGUAUCUAAAUAUACGUCCUGCUGUGAUAAAUGAAACAAGCCAGCAAGAUAUUCCAGAGAGAGACUCUGUGGACAACAAAGAUAUUGAAGCUUUGGAGCUCAGCAGCAUAGAUGCAGAAAAGAACCAGGAACAAGCUGUACAAUCACCCGUCAGUGCAUCCACUAAAGUCUCCUCUGAUGUCAGCAUGACUUCCAUCAAGCUGUCUCCCUCUUAUCAACAGGUACCGCUCAUUCAGAGUGUGGCCAAAUUUGGUGUAGCAAAGACAGCAAUCAACGUUCAGGCUGCCCAAGCAAUGAGGAGGCAAGCCUGGGUGCCCACUGUGAUGACUGGUGGGAGUAUUACGAAGUUUUCUCCAAUGACAUCCACAAAAAGUCCAACUAUUGGGACAAUGGAGACGGUCCAGAAAUACUCAGUGGAGAACACGCCGAUCUGUUUCUCUCGAUGCAGCUCGCUGUCCUCCCUCUCCUCUGGUGAUGGAGCACUGGACGGACAAAGUGAUAAUGAGCUCGAGAGUGACUCAUCAUUAGAAAUCAUUGAAGUGGAGGACGGAGAGGUGGUGAAGAGAGCUGAAGAGGAUGAGACUCUGGAGGAUCUGAGCGACAGCCAGCUGCUGUUGACAGACUCAAAAACCUUCCCAAGCAAAGACCCAGGUCCCAUUGAAAUCCCCUGUCCUGCUAAAAGGGAAAAGGUGUUUCUUAGGGGGGCUUCGCCAGCUAUACUUGAAGACAGAUCUCCAUCCAGUUCAUCCGAGAACUACAUCCAUGACACGCCCCUGGUAAUGAGUCGCUGUAGCUCUGUCAGUUCACUGGGUAGCUUUGAGUCUCCAUCUAUUGCUAGCUCAAUCCAAAGUGAUCCCUGCAGUGAGAUGAUUGAUGGAACAAUAAGCCCAAGUGAUCUUCCCGACAGCCCAGGGCAAACGAUGCCUCCUAGUCGAAGUAAGACUCCAUGUUGUGUAGAGCCAAAUGGACCAGAAGCACAGGCAGCAGGAGUAGCAGGUCAGUGGGAAAACAGCCUGCGGAAGUUCAUGGAGAUCGCAGACACCAAGGAGAGGUUUAACCUUCCUCCUGACCUGGACACCAUGAUCUACUUCACUGUGGAAAAGCCCACUGAGAAUUUCUCUUGUGCUUCAAGCUUGAGUGCUCUGCCACUUCAUGAGCACUACAUACAGAAAGAUGUGGAGCUGAAAUUGACCCCCUUACUCCAGCAAAACGACAAAAAUCUUCCUUUCCCUGAUGAGGAUGAGCAAGGACUGGACCAUGGUGAGAGAUAUAGUGAAGGCAACUCAGAUGAUGACAUAGAAAUCUUAAAGGAAUGCAUCAACUCAGCAAUGCCAUCCAAGUUCAGAAAAGUAAGACCUUCCUUGAUGACCACCAUACCUACUCAUAUUCUCAAUUCCCAGAUCCGAAAACCAAUACAUCUUCCAGUAUACAUGAUGCUCCCAAAUGGAAAAGCUCAAAUGUGUACUGGUAGGAGAAUUGUCAUCCCACAGAAGGACUUAAAAUUUGAUGAUUCAUCCUUCACUGAUUCUGCAGAGGGUACACCUGUCAACUUCUCCAGCACAACAUCGUUAAGUGAUGAAACACUUCAGUAUCCAGUGAAAGAGAGGGGCGCUAAGGACUGCACAGCUAAGGGUAUUAACAAGCAAGAACUGCUUGAUGAUGAGGCGAAGAGGAUUGAAGACUUGAGGAUAUUCUCACACUUCCACAAACCAAACAGGAUGAACUACCCACCUGAGAUUCAAAUGAACAGAACAACCAAACAUGUCAUUCCCACUCAGAGGGUGCUGAUGCAGAGCAAAGAGGUGGCUGAUAGAGUUGCUAGCCAAAGAAUUCGUGAUCAUUCUCCUAAUCAACAAAAAAAGAGGCAAGGCACCAUCAGGAAACUGGAACUGCCCGUCAUAAAGCAGAACACAGAAGGUAACCUUAAUAUGGGAUCACAAAAAAGAAACACAGUUUAUAAACAAAUGGCACAUUCAUCAGAGGAGAGUAACUGCUUCUAUGAUGAUGAAAAUGAUGAAGAAAUAACAAAACAUCCAAGCAGAAAACAGAUCAGGGAAGCUAGUAGGAAUACUCUCUCUCGGAGCAUGACAAAUAUUGGGAGGAUUGAUCAUUCCCAAGCAAAGCCUAGAGGGUUUCACAAAAUAAAACAAAACCUAAUAAAAGAUGAAACUCUGGCAUGUUACUCACUCAGCUCUUCUCUGAGUUCACUGAGCGAUGCCGAGUUUGAAGAUCAUAAAUCAAAAGCUCAACAAAUAUGGUACAAAAACAGACAUAACAAGACACUGAACAUGAUGCAACAAACAAAGUCUAUGAACAUUCACAGUCAGUAUGAAGAGCAAAGCUCACCAAGUUCUGUCAGCAUGGAUUCAGAGGAUGACCUCCUUCAGAAGUGCAUAACAUCUGCCAUGCCAAAGCAGAGACGGAAGCUGGCUGCCAGGAAGAAGAAGGCAGAGAAUGCACAAAAACAAAGGUCCUCUGAUGGGUGGGACCUGGAUGAGGAAAUGGACAGUGAUGAUACAGCAUGGGAUAAUGAUUCAGACCUCAAUAGUGUUGAAUGGAGAGCCAUACAGGAAGGUGCUAAUUCUGUUGUCACUGGUCUGCAGGCAUCAAAAUCUCAAGAGCCGUCCUCUGAAGAGACCGAAUCAGUCUUGUCAUUCAUGUCAACAUCCAGCUUCACCCCCAAAGAAAAGAAGUUUGCUAAAGACAAAAAGGCAAACAAACCUCUGGACUUUGCACAGCGCAAGCCAGUUCCAAACUUGCCAGUGGUUUUCAGAGGCAGGACAGUGAUCUAUACACCGAAAAAAGAGGAAGCUCCAUCACAAAGACCUCCACCCAGGAAAGUACCAACCAGGACCGAUGCUCCAAAGAACCCAGACCUUGCUCAGCACAGAUCAAAGAGCCUUCACCGGUUAGGUAGGCCCCAGGACACAGAGCUGUCCUUGCCAAAGAGGAGCUCUACUCCACCUCCAAGGAUACCAAAAAGUUCAUCCUCUGGAUCAUCACAAAGCUCAACGCCGUCCAAGCACUCACAGAGGAAGAUAACAUCCCCCAUUCAGACAAAUAAAACAAUCCAGAAAAAGAAUGUCUCACCUGCUAGUAGCCCACCAGUCAGUAGUCCCCCUGAAAGAAAGGGACGCUCCCCUUUUGUGAAUCAAAAUGAAAAAUCUCCACCACCUAAAACCCAGAAGUCACCCGUCAGAAUCCCUUUUAUGCAAAAUUCAGGGAAGCAACCUAGACCUCUGUCACCGCUGGUAACUAACCAAACAACCAUCAGACAAAAUCAGAUGAACGGGAAAAGGGUUCCCCCUGCCAAUCGAUUUGACCUGGUCAGGAUGACUUCUGUCCAUUCAAGUGGUGGUGAGUCUGAUCGAAAUGGAUUCCUGAGACAACUAACAUUCAUUAAGGAAUCAAAGACUGUGCUGAGACGUGAUGGCUCUUCACGCAACAUGCCUGGAUCUCAGAAUGGAUCUCCCCGUAGAGCAGUUCCAGGACCUGCAGCUGUCUUUCUCUGCUCGUCACGCUGUCAGGAACUUAAAGCAGCUGUGCAAGUCCAGAGAAGAGUGCAAGGAAAAGGUUCAGGACAAGCUCAACAAGUCCAAAGGUCAGAUUCGGGCCGUCAGAGGCAGACUACAACCCUGUCCAGGGCGACCUCCAGUGAACGAGACAUAUCUGGAAGACGUCCAGCCAGGAGAACGAGCUCUGAAAGUCCCUGCAGGGUUGCUCAAAGGAACGCGCCUGGCAGAUUUUCUGGAGCAAGACAGCAGCAAGACAAAGAUACAUUUAAACGCCAUGCCUCAUCACCAAGCAUAAAUAUUCUGAGCCGAGUGACCAGCCGUUCUUCCCUCCGCUCUUCAUCCUCUGAUUCAAGUGGAAGAGCAAAGAGUGAGGAUGAUACAAAGAAAAAAGGGCAGAGAUCUGCAUCUAGGCUAAAUGACAGAGUCACCUGGAGGAGGAUAAGGGAUGAAGAUGUACCUCAGAUAUUGAAAAGCACUCUGCCAGCCAAUGCAUUACCUCUGGUGCCUUCUCCUGAUGGGGAAAAGCCAAAGCCACCAGCUCUUCCAGGAAAACUGCCGACAAUUCUGCUUGCAUCACGCAAGACGAGCGAUGCAACAGUCCAGACAGAAGAUUUUUCAAAUAAGAUCAACUCGAGCACCUCUCCGACGGUAGAAACUGCUCCGGUGAGCUCAGAGGAAGUGGCGAGACUAACCCUCCUCAGAAAGUUCAGUUCCAACUCUGGGAGUACACUCCAAGAUGGAGAUUCUGACAGCUCAGUGAGGAGCCACAGCGCCGUCUCCACAGGAACUUCAGACGGCCACGUGGGUGGAGCUGUUCAUUUCCGCCAAGGAUCCCCCAGCAAGGCUGCCAGAGUCACUCCAUUCAACUACAUCCCCAGCCCCAUGGUCUGCUGCCUGCAAGACACACUGAGCCAGGCAGCCACAAUCAAUGAAAAGUCAGGGGAAAAGAGUGAGUCGUAA